CUCGGCUUGAAGGCCACGAAAUCGACCCCGCGAUUGCGUCAUCCAUACGACGUGCGCAUCACGACCUCGCCAUCAUUUUCUCUCUUCACGACAGCCUCGAUGCUCAGAAGUCUACUCCGAAUAAACCAUAGACACGUUAAGGAAUUGCCAAGCAUCAGAACAAUGUCGAACAAGUCACACCCAGACGCGGACCUAUUCCCGCACGCAACUGGUCUUGCCCAAAAGACCGUCGAAGAACACAAAGCAGAGCAGCCUUUGAAGCUGUAUGCUGGGUGGUUCUGUCCAUUUGUUGGCCGUGCAUGGACUGUGUUGCAAGAGAAGAAUAUCCCUUACCAAUACAUCGAGGUGAGCAUUUAUGAAUCAUGGCCAGCAAACAAUGCCCAACCAACGACCAGNGUCAAUCCAUACCACAAGCCAGAAUCGCUUUUGGAUCUGAAUCCUCGCGGUCUGGUCCCUACACUACAGUACGACAACAAGCCUCUCUACGAGAGCACAGUCAUCUGCGAAUUCCUCGAAGAAGCCUAUCCAGACCAUGGACCCAAACUCUUGCCCGACAACCCCUAUGAGCGUGCUCGUACUCGCAUUUGGACAGAUUACUGUACUUCACGAAUCAUUCCUGCGUUCCAUCGGUUCCUGCAAUUCCAGCCAAUGUCAGACACUGAGGGUCUUGAAGAAGUAAGACAGGAGUUUCUUGGACACUUGAAGGAGUUCACAAAGGAGAUGGAUUCCGAAGGACCAUACUUCUCGGGCAAGGAAGUCGGUCUUAUUGAUCUCGUUGUUGCACCAUGGGCAAUUCGUCUGUGGGUCUUUGACCAUUACAAGAACGGUUUGAAUAUUCCCAAGGGAGGCGAGGACAGUGCAGUCUGGUCACGAUUCGAUAAGUGGCUCAAAGCAAUUGAAGAACGCCCUUCAGUACGCGAGACCACGAGCGAAAAGGAAAAGUACCUCAGCAUCUACCAAAAAUAUGCCGAUGAUAAGGCGCAGAGUGAGUUGGCAAAGGCCACACGUAAGGGUCGUGGUGUGCCUUGA
Aureobasidium uvarum is the source of this 1029-nucleotide messenger RNA. The record is from the annotation of a GenBank genome assembly. NCBI's taxonomy places the organism in Eukaryota, Fungi, Ascomycota, Dothideomycetes, Dothideales, Saccotheciaceae.